Molecule: messenger RNA, 1976 nt
Organism: Beta vulgaris subsp. vulgaris (sugar beet)
Lineage: Eukaryota; Viridiplantae; Streptophyta; Magnoliopsida; Caryophyllales; Amaranthaceae
Product: CDK5RAP3-like protein
Exons: 10
Coding region: 96-1775 (559 amino acids)
Biological process (GO): regulation of mitotic cell cycle; regulation of cyclin-dependent protein serine/threonine kinase activity
Cellular component (GO): endomembrane system
Source: RefSeq, a predicted model, not a curated record
CUGUAAAAACUCAGUAGUCCACGGAACUUACCCGUUGUAUAGAAUUUCUCACCUGAAAACACACACACACUCUCUCUCUCUCUCCAAAACCUCAAAUGCAAACUCAAGAAGACAUUCAAAAUCUUCCGAUUGACAUCGCAUUCUCCCGUCUAGGAGAAUGGCUGGUGGAUCGGAAGAGAAUUCCUGCAGAUUGGAGAAAACGAUUAACUGCAAUCAAACCUAAAAUUUCAUCGGCCUUUUCAUCGCUUCCACAGGAUGUUGAUCCUUACUUCCUUACUCUCGAUUCUGAAGGAAUUGAUUACUUGGAAGCAAAAAAAAUAUAUGAACUUCUUUUGCGGGCCACUCCAGAAAGCCGGAACAUAUUUGGUAGGCUUUCAGGUGCUGCUGGGGUAUGGGAAGCUAUCGUGCAGGCAUUUGAGAAGGACCAUAUAUUCCUUGGGGAGGCUGCUCAAACAAUGGCCCAGAAUGUGAAUUAUGAGAUCCCUUACCUAAAAAAGCAGGUCCAGAAGACACAGCAACAGCUUGCGGAGCUUGAUCGAAAGGAAGCUGACAUUAAAAGAAGUGCAGCUUUAUCAGCAGCGAAGUAUGCAGAAGCUUGUCAAGAACUAGGAUUACAGGGGAAUAAUGUCAGGUUGGAACUCUUAGAGAGUGCUACAGAUUCUCUUCCAAGUACAUUCCGUAGUAUUAUGGAAGUCGUAAAGGGUGAAUCUGUUGCACAAGCUAUUGAGUACUACUCCAGUUUUGUUACGGAUCUUCAUACUGAUAAGGAUCGUGCAUCUGUUACUGUGGUGCCAAAUCUAAGAAAUAUUAUUGACAACCCUCCUCCACUUAGUGUCUCUGUGGGAUCUGAUUUUGUUGACACCACAAAUGCAGUGUCCAACCUUGAUGAACAUAUUGAUACAUGUGGAACCAUGAAUAGUGGGGCAGAUGGCAUCGAUUGGGAUAUUACCUUGGAAAGUUCUCAGAUUGACUGGGAUAUCGGUACUAUUGAAGAGACUGAUGAUGCUGCUAAUGGACUUGGUCCUUAUGAGAUUAUAAAUGCUAAUGAUGUUCUACAAGAUUCUUUAGCAAACGAGAAUGAGAAGUCCGACCAGGCUGCAUUAUGUGGUGGAGAGUCCAUUGAAGUUGAGGUUUCAGAACUAUCUUGGGAUGUUAGUGUUGAGAAUCCUCAACUGGAAAUGAAAGAAGAUUCUGGUACACAUAUUGCGAAAGAAGCUCCAACAUCUGCUCCAAAUGCUUCAGCUGAUGCUCAUGUUUCAGGAGAUAGAAGUCCGCUUUUGGAGACGGAGUACAGGAACAAAAUUCUUGAUGAUCUCUUUGAGAUUAAGGCAUUUUUAAAUCAGCGACUGAUGGAGCUGAGAAAUGAAGAGACUUUGUCCUUGCAACAUCAAGUUCAAGCAGUUGGUCCAUUUGUGCUGCAGCAGUACUCUUCUGAUAACAUCCAGAAAAUGCUCUCUGACAUUUCUUCGGCCAUAUCCUUGCUAACAAACAAAAAAGCAAGAGACUUGAUCAUGAUUUUGAAUUCAAGAAGGUUCUUAGAUAGACUGGUUAGAACCUUGGAGGAAAAGAAGCAUCAUGAAGUAAAGUUGAAAGAUGGAUUGAAGGACUUGUCUGCAAAACGUAUGGAGCUGCAGAAUUCGCUGUCUUCGUCUUGGCCAAAGCAAGAAGUAGCAGUCAGUAAAACAAGGGAGCUUAAGAAACUAUGUGAAAUCACUCUUUCAUCCAUGUUCAAUGGAAGACCCGUCAACAUUAUUGGAGAAAUCAAUACCCUGUAACUUGUCAAGUAGUGGCGCAGCAGUAUGAUCUUUGUAGCUUUUCCACCAGUGUUAGGAUUAGGAUGUAAUAGGAACUAGGCUGGUACCGACUGAGGUUGGAUAUAGAAACUUCUUGAUUUUUUAUUACUCACUUUUGUAAUAUACACUUAAUGUAAUGAGCUUCAAGUUUUGAUCAAUUUCUGAAAUUUCCAUAUGGAUUAA